Molecule: messenger RNA, 1009 nt
Organism: Sorghum bicolor (sorghum)
Lineage: Eukaryota; Viridiplantae; Streptophyta; Magnoliopsida; Poales; Poaceae
Product: non-specific lipid-transfer protein 1
Exons: 2
Coding region: 247-606 (119 amino acids)
Biological process (GO): lipid transport
Cellular component (GO): membrane
Molecular function (GO): lipid binding
Source: RefSeq, a predicted model, not a curated record
UUCCACCGACUGCCUGCCUGAAACUGCAUGCAAUGCAACAACACCGUGCAUGCAUGCACAUCUGUCAUCAGCAAUGACAAGCUACUGUAGCUAGCUCCCAGAUCAGAUCAGAUCAGAUCGAUCGCAAGCCUGCCUAUUUAAGGAGCCACACUCCAUCUCACUCUCCUCACCAGCGGCUAGCACUUGCUCACUUGCAUUCCAAAGCUAGUACAAGCAAGUCUCAGACACCCCCAGAACAUCGACGACAUGGCUCGGCUUGCUGUGGCGAUCGCCGUGGUGGCGGCGGCGGCGGUGGUGGUGCUGGCGGCGACGACCUCGGAGGCGGCCAUCUCCUGCGGGCAGGUGAGCUCGGCCAUCGCGCCCUGCCUGUCCUACGCCCGGGGCCAGGGCUCCGCACCCUCAGCAGGCUGCUGCAGCGGCGUCAGGAGCCUCAACUCCGCCGCCCGCACCACCGCCGACAGGCGCGCCGCCUGCAACUGCCUCAAGAACGCCGCCCGUGGCAUCAGCGGCCUCAACGCCGGCAACGCCGCCAGCAUCCCCUCCAAGUGCGGCGUCAGCGUCCCCUACACCAUCAGCACCUCCACCGACUGCUCCAGGGUGAACUAAACCUAAACGAUGAUCGAUCGAUCGAUGAUCCAUUCCGCCGCCGCCGCCGUCGUCGUCGAUCGGCGCCGGAGCAUCGACCAUGGAUGAGUAUCUAUCUACGCCUGAUAUGAUGAGAUGAUGAGUUGUCUACUACUGCUACGUCGUACUACUGAAUAAAAAUCUCUCCGUAUGUACGUACGUGUCGUCGUGUACGCUGUGAUACGCUUGCAUCUUAGCGUAUGUACGUACGUGCGUGUGUACAUGUGUGUGUGAGAGAUGUACUUUUGCUUGUUGGGUUUAUUUUUGAGUGCAUGCACUAUGUGCGGUGUUUAUUAUUUAUGUCCGUGUACGUUUCCUCUCGCUCCUGUGGUUUGUACUAGUUCGAUCACUGCUACAUGCACACACACAUCUCUUUGUUUCCAAA